AUGGAUGAUAAUGCUUCUAAAUGUGGAGCAGGAAAUCGUUCGAGUCUCUACACUAAGAACAUAGUUGUUCCAUCCUCAGUCUUCAGCACCAUCGCACCUUUGGCUACCCUGACGGAAAUUGUGGCUCUGGGGUGCUACAAUGAGCCGGUGGUUGGUGACCGUGCCUUAACCAGUAACGCCAUAUUUCUGGAUCUCAUGACGGUCGAGAAGUGUGCUGCUGCUUGUGCUGGAUACAAAUCCUUUGGACUCGAAUAUUACUAUGAAUUCUAUUGUGGGAAUAAUAUAAACACUGGCAGUGGGGAAGUCGCCUCGACUGAAUGUUCGUUUCCUUGCACAGGAGACAGUACCCAGACUUGUGGCGGAGGUUACAGACCCAACACGUAUACUAUUUGGGAGUUAACUUCUUCAUCGACCGCUGCUGCUUUACCAACACUCACACUAACUUCAAACUCGGCAUACCGUCCCUAUGGAUGUUACACAGAAGCAACAGAUCAGCGUGCGCUCACUGGAGGAAGCUUCUAUAACGACUUUCUGACAAUUGCAAAGUGCGAAGCGGUUUAUUCGGAGUACAAGUUUUUGGAGUUGAAUAUGGACGGGAAUGUUACUGCGGGAAUGCUUUUAACACUGGAAGUGUUCUGGAUAAUUUUCCUUCGGAAUGCUCUUUUAGAUGCUUAG
Venustampulla echinocandica is the source of this 675-nucleotide messenger RNA. RefSeq lists its product as uncharacterized. NCBI's taxonomy places the organism in Eukaryota, Fungi, Ascomycota, Leotiomycetes, Helotiales, Pleuroascaceae. The transcript is spliced from 2 exons. The record is from RefSeq and is a predicted model, not a curated record. Bases 1 to 675 code for a protein of 224 amino acids.